AUGAAAGAGCCUUUUCUAGUAAAAUUUGUUGUCUAAAACAAUUUUAAUUUCAAUUAGGAUGAGUAAAUGAGAUUACCUUUAAAAAAAAUAAAUUAAAUAUUAACAAUAACAAAGGAGAGAUUCAUCAUAUUUUUAUAGAAAAAAAAUUUAAUUUAAUCAUCAGAUUUGGAAAGCAUUCAUUUUGGUAUAUGAAAUGAGAAUUAUAAUAGAAUUUUUUGACAGAUCUUAAAAUAAGUUUGUAGAAGAAAAACAAGUAUUUGAUUUUUACAAUAAUUUAUUUGCGUUUCCAAAAGAAUUUUUUGGUAUACCUGAAAUAUUGGAAAUUAGGUUAAUUUUUGAAAUUAAUUAUUGGUAAUUAAAAGAAAUAGAGAGAGAUUUUAAAGUUUAUUAGAGAAUAUAAUAAUAAUUAAUUGAUCAGUAAAAUGAAUUAAGAAAUGAAUUAGACAAUUAAAUUUCAGAAUUUGAAGUCAUGAAUAAAUAUUUAAGUGAAAUCUAUAAUUUAGAGAAUGAAUAGAUUUUAAUUAAAAAAAUUGAGGAAAUUUAAAAGAGAAAAGUUGAUAUUGUUAUAAUUUAUAGCAGUCCCUUGGUUUAAAUAGAUAAUGAUAAUAAUAUAUCGAAUGCAUAGUUUAUAGAUUAUGAAAGGGAAAUAAGUAAUAUAUAGCAGGAAAUAAAGUUAUCAGAAAAAGAUAUAUAAUAUAAGAUUUUAUUAGCUACGAAAGAUAAUUUGGAUGAAGCAAUGAAUUCUAAUCCAUAGAUAAUGCAUUUAAUAAUUAAUGGAGAUUAUGAUCCUAUUUCUGGGUAUUAUUUCGAACUAUAAGAUGGUGGUAUUGUAGAUAAACUACCUUUAGAAGACCUUAUUUAAUAACUAUACGCUAAUAAAAGAAAACUCAGACGAUUAAAGUUAAUAUCUAUAAGUUCUAUGAUAGCCAAAGAUAUUAUUCAUUUUCCUUAAAACAAUGAUAAUAACCCAUAUUUAAUAGAAAAUGUUUAAAACUUUGCUUCUGUAACUUUUGUUGGAUAAAUAAAAUUUUUUAAUUCUGAUGAUAAAUUCGGAAAUUAAUUUUGGAAGAGUUUUUACAAAUAGUUGUUUGAUAACAAAAGUCUUGAAGUUUCAUAUAAUUCUGCUAAAUAAGAUGUUUAAAAAUUAUUUGAUCAGAAUUUUAAAAAUAAAAUAACAGAUCUAUUAAUAUGUUGUUGUUUUCAUGUACAUAAUGAAGACUGUUUGAAAGAUCCUUCAAAAAUUAGUUAUACACUUUCUCAUAAAUAACAUCUGAAAUGUUCUAAACAAAAAUUUCUACAUUAUAAUUGCAAUACAGAAAUUUCAGAUCCAAAUUAAUGUGUAAACGGAUGCUUAGGAUAAAUUUAUCAUAAUAAUAAAUCUCUAAAAUGUAAACUUAAUGAAGACAAUUGCGAAUUAUAUGAUAAAAGAUAUAAAAUAAUUUAAGAUAAUUUUAUUCCAUAUAUAAACUCGUAUGAUAGAAGUGAAAUUUUAAAAAUUGAUAUACCAAUGAGUUUAUUAAUCAAUGAGUAAUAGGAAAAAAAUGUAUGUUGUUGCUUUGAAUAUCGUGUGUUUAACAAUAGAAUUAUUGAUAAUAAAUAAACAAUUACUGAACAUAAAAAGCAUCAAGUUUCUGAAAAAUUUGCAAUAUCCUCCCCUAAAGGUUCAUAAGAAUUUAAUGGAUUAGAAUUUGAAUAAUUAAGUAGUAAUAAAGAAGUUUCUUAUUUAAAAAUAAAUAAAUAAAUCAUUAUUAUUAAUGGCAAAGAUUAUUAUGAUAAUGAUGCUCUUAUAGAAUAAAUAAUAAAAUAUUUUAAAGUAAUCUUUAUUUCUAUAAAUAGAAAUUUUGUAAAAUUAAUAAUAAUAAACUUGAAAUAUUCCCAGAAAAAUAUUAAUUAUUUUUAACUAAAUAAGAACGGAAGAAAAACAUUCAUAUUAUUUAAAUUCCUUCAACAUUUUAAGAAAUGAUACUUAAUGUUAAUUCAAUUUUUGAAAAACAUGAAAAAGGUGAUAAUACAUUGAAAAUUAUAAUCAUUAAAAUUAUUGAUUAAUAUUGCUAGGAGUAAAAAUUCGAAUAAUUAUAUGAAGAUUUACUUAAUCAAUUCUACUCUAAAGAUAAUAUAGUAAUUAUUUUUGAAGUUAGUUUUAAAAAUAUAACACUUCUAAAUAAAUUUAAAAAUGAAGAAUUUUUUCAAUAAAUUAAUUUUCAUGAAAUCUAAGAAAGCUUAGAAAAAGAAAAAUAGGAAAAAUAAUGA
Molecule: messenger RNA, 2250 nt
Organism: Paramecium sonneborni
Lineage: Eukaryota; Ciliophora; Oligohymenophorea; Peniculida; Parameciidae
Source: the annotation of a GenBank genome assembly